AAGAAUCUCUACAAAGAUGUGAUGCUGGAGACCUGCAGGAACCUCACUGCUGUAGGCUGCAGUUGGGAAGACCAUAAUAUUGGAGAAGGGUGUCAAAGUUCUGGAAGACAUAGAAGGUAUGAAAGAAGUUGUACUGGAGAGAAACCCUCUGAAUACACGCAAUGUUGUACAGCCUUUGCAUGUCAUAGUCAUCUUCAAAGGCUUGCAAGAAUUGAUACUGUAGAGAAACCCUAUGGAGGUAUUGAAUAUGAUGCAACCUUUGCACAUCAUAGUAGUCUCCAAAAACAGAAAGGAAAACAUACUGGAGAGAAACCCCAUGAAUGUAAUCAGUGUGGCAAAGCCUUUGCACAACACAGUUAUCUCCAAAAACAUAAAAGAAUACAUACUGGAGAGAAACCUUACAAAUGUAAUCACUGUGGUAAAGCCUUUAGACGUCACGGUCAUCUUCAAAGGCAUGAAACAAUACAUACUGGAGAGAAACCUUACAUAUGUAAUCAAUGUGGUAAAGCCUUUGCAUGUUACAGUCAUCUUCAAAUACAUAAAAGAACACACACUGGAGAGAAACCUUAUGAAUGUAAUCAGUGUGGUAAAGCCUUUGCAUGUGAGAGCAGUCUUGCAAUACAUAAAAGAACACAUACUGGAGAGAAGCCUUAUGAAUGUAAUCAAUGUGGUAAAGGCUUUGCACAUCAUAGUAAUCUCCGAAUACAUAGAAGAACGCAUACUGGAGAAAAGCCCCAUGAGUGUCAUCAAUGUGGUAAAGCCUUUUCCCGGCACGGUCAUCUCCAAAUACAUAAAAGAUCACAUACUGGAGAGAAACCUUACAUAUGUAAUCAAUGUGGUAAAGCCUUUUCAUGUAACACUCAUCUUCAAAUGCAUAAAAGAACACAUACUGGAGAGAAACCUUAUGAAUGUAUUCAAUGUGGGAAAGCCUUUGGACGUCACAGUCAUCUUCAAAGGCAUAAAACAACACAUACUGGAGAGAAACCCUACAAAUGUGAUCACUGUGGCAAAGCCUUUGCACGUCGCAGUUAUCUUCAUGUACAUAAAAGAACACAUACUGGAGAGAAACCUUAGGAAUAUAAUGAAUGUGCUAAUGCCUUUACAUGUCAAAGUAGUCUAAGAAUAUAUAAAAGAAGACAUACUGGAGAGAAACCUUAUGAAUGCAAUCAAUGUGGUAAAGCCUUUGCACAUCUCAGCAGUCUCCAAAGACAUAAAAGAACACAUAAUAGGGAGAAACCCUACAAAUGUAAUAAAGGUAAUAAAGCCUUUGCAUGUAUCAACAGCCUUCAAAAUCAUGAGAAAAAAUCAUAUCACAGAAAAACCCUAUAAAUAUAGUGAGUAUGGCAAAGUUUUGCACUUCAUGGUUGUCUAUACAAGAGUAAAACUUGUUGUGUGUAGUUGGUCUGUUAAAGCCUUUGCAUAUCACAGUGAUUUUUGAGAACCUGAAAGAGCUCAUACCUAAGGGAGUCUGACUACAAUGGAUUUGGUAAGAUCUUUGGCCAGCACACUUAAAGAUUAUUUGUUGUGGAGGAAAAAAAAUCUGAUAAAUGUCAACAAUCUGUUCAAGGAUUAUGAUAUGUAUUUUGUUUGCACCUGCAAAUGCAUGUGGACAAAAGUCCUGUGAAUUUAAACAAUAAGUUAUCCCUUUUAAAUUUCACACUUCAAUUACAUGAAAUAACUCAUCCUUGUGUAAAACUUACGGAUGUGUAAUAGUGCCUUUUCUAUUGCUGUGAUAAAGCAUGGUAUCUAGGUCAACUUAUGAAAGAGUUGGUACUUGAUUCCUGAGGGAUACAGAAUCACCAUGAGAGUGUCAUGGCAACAAUUGUCAGAUAGAUAUGAGAGCUAAAGCAGAAACCUAAGAACUUAUAUCCUUAAGUUGAAGCAUGAAGCACAGAGUUGGAACUGAAAAUGGUGUGUGGAUGUAAACUUUCAGAUGCACCCCCUAGGGAUAUUGCUUCCAGGAGGGCAGCAUUUCCUAAAUCUUCCCAAAUGAUACCACCAACUCAAUGAUUGGUUUCUCUGACUUCAAUCUUAUGUGUUUGCUUUCUGUUAUAUGAACCAAUUCAUGAUGAAGAAAAGUUCUGUAAGUAAGCUGUUAAAUGCCUUAACACCUGUGUUACAGGAAUUAAUGCUUACAAGAGAAAAGUGAAAAUUUGUUUAAAGAUUUGAUUCAGUUUUAAUUAUGUGAUGUCAGUGUGUCUCUGUGUGGGUAUAUGCACGUGCAUGCUGGUUCCCAAGAAGGUUUAGACCGUUGGCUUUUUUUUGUAGCAGGAGUUACAGGAAGUGUCAAAAACCUGACCUUGGGCCUAGGAUUGAACUUGUCAUAACUGUUUGGCCAUUUCUCUAGCCCUGUGAAUACUUUGGGGACUCUUUAUAUCAUCUUGAUAUCAGGAAAUAAGAAUGAACUCAUUCAAGAGAAAAACCCUGUUCAUGUAAAUGAUUUGGUAAAGAGUUAUACAUCACAGUUGUCUUCAGUUUCUCUUCAGUAAUUUAUAGAAUGGGAUGCCCAUUAUCUAAGUGGUUCAUUGUUUAAUUAAAUCACAAUCAGGCAGUGUGUGAUCUUACUUUUCAAGAGAGGGUGUCUGUGAAAAAGGGUGGUGGGUUGUUGUUGUUCCUGGUUUUAUUUUUCAUGUUUUCACAAUUUUCUUUGAAAUGUUGUUUGUUAUCCAGCCUGACUUAGAUGUCAGUAAUUAGGGUUGCAUUUGAACUCAUGAUCAUUGUGUGUCAGCCUCCUGAGUACAAGUCCAGGUGUAGAUGAUGUACCCCCAAUGUUUGCCAUUUUGUCAACAAUGUUACUGUUAAAAUGCUUAAUGGAAGAGAAUAUAAGAAACAUUAAAUACUUUAUACAUGUA
Messenger RNA from Cricetulus griseus (Chinese hamster), 2852 nucleotides. NCBI's taxonomy places the organism in Eukaryota, Metazoa, Chordata, Mammalia, Rodentia, Cricetidae. The record is from RefSeq and is a predicted model, not a curated record.